Cyclopterus lumpus (lumpfish) is the source of this 2935-nucleotide messenger RNA. RefSeq lists its product as uncharacterized. The transcript has 4 exons. NCBI's taxonomy places the organism in Eukaryota, Metazoa, Chordata, Actinopteri, Perciformes, Cyclopteridae. Gene Ontology annotation, cellular component: nucleus. Bases 376 to 1740 code for a protein of 454 amino acids. Gene Ontology annotation, biological process: negative regulation of DNA-templated transcription; negative regulation of circadian rhythm. The record is from RefSeq and is a predicted model, not a curated record.
AAAGCUAUCGGACCGUGUGGUAUUAUAUAUGAAAUCCUCCUCGCGCUUGUCCGCGUGCGUUUUAUUUUGAAACCAACCUUGUAUGAUUUGUCCGAGCCCUGACCAACUUGACAGACAACCUUAUGUCAGCCCGACUCAACCUCCCGGUUCACUGUAGUCUUAUCUCACGCUGUAGGUUAUUUGACAAAGAAAGGGAAAUUGUGUGUGUGUGUUUUUUUUUUUGUUUUUUUUUCACUGUAACUGACAAACAUUUUAAACAUGACACUGUAAGUUAACGUUAGCGUUUUCUCAGCGCUUUAAGAGCGCGUGCAAGUGGGGUGAAAACGACCGUUAUUGGAAAAACAGUCGUCUGUUUUGCGUGUUGAAGGGCCCAGCAUGCCGAAGGAACACCCUUUCUUGGGCGAGCACAGUUUUUGUGCUACAUCCAGCAAGAAUGCCAAAAAUAAAAGCAACCGUAUGACUCUGCUGGCAAUGCGCGAUACCAAAGACGCAGAGCACUCCAGUGGGAGGGCCUCACGCUGCAGUUCAGAAAGAGACUCGGGCUACUCUGACGGGCAGCAGACGGAUGUGGAGGACCAGCGGAGCAACAAAAGCGAGUGCAGAGGCGACGAGCGCCCAGAAACCGCACAGUCGGGACAAAAUAAAGAUCUUCGGCACGGGGAUCCUGGAAAACCUACCCUGAUGCCAGCAGACCGCGAGCUCCCACCCAUCUACAUCAUCAAUAACAUUGUGAUCAAUCAGCCGGAAAGAGAUCGGCUGCCCCAGAGGAACGGAAGCAGGGAAAACAACAGUUCUGGCGCCGCCCACAUGAUCCUCUUCCAGCAGCCGAGCACGUUGCCGGCCACUCGUCAGCUCCACAAGCCCUCGUCCCGGAGCUCCAACAUCUCAGGCGAGAACACAAAGGGUACUUACCUGCCCAUUCUCAACUCCUACCCACGCAUUGCGCCACACCCCAGCAAGAAGCCGCCGGAUAAAUCGUCACCGAAUGACGAAUCGCAGAAUCUUAGCAAGAGAGUGUGCACAGAACACGAGGUUGAGAACACACCUGUGGCCAGGAGUCAACCUGAGCAGCGCCUUUAUGAGCAACCCAAAUUAGCAGCCUCAACCGCCAGGCCGCCGUGUUCCUCUCCAACCGCAGAUCGCCCGUCCACCUCCAGUCCCGCGACUGUCUCCUUGAGCCAAAGCCCCCCAUCCGGUUCCGCUCUGUACACCGCCACCUCCUCCGUCCUCAAAACCAGAGGACUUCACAGAAACGGCUCCACCAGAACUCGCCAACACCGUUUCCUCAACACGGUAGAGAUCCUGAGACAAUCGGGUCUGCUGGACAUAACACUGCGAACCAAGGAGCUGCUGCGGCAGAGCAACGCCACAGAGCGGGACAUUGCCCAGCUCCGCCAGCACACAGAGCUGCUGUGCCAGGCUGUGAGCAACCCCGGCUGCACCCGGAGCGAUAACGCAGCCUGGGAACAUGUAUACCGAGCGAUGGCCGAGUCUGGCAGCUACCCCGACAUAAAAAUCCUGCAAAAUGUUCAAAUUCCACGCGAUCCAGAUUCUGCCGGUCGACCGGCGCGUGUUUCCACAGGCGACGCCAAAGGGCCACGAGGUGCCGAGAGCUCCGAGGCGCCGUCGUCUCGCUGUCUCACUGCAAUACCUGACUUGGACUCGGCCAGGGAGCUCGUGGCCGGAGAUAAAUUGCCAGAGAAAGACACCUUCAUGCCUCCUGACAGUUCUACCGAUUAGCACAAUCUGCAGUGCCUUUUUAAAGGGAGCGCGAGUACUCAGGGCUAUUUUUGGGGAUUUUUACGUGUGGCUUUAAUGUGUUCAUCCCUGGUUAUUUAAACUUUAGUUUAUAGGGAUUGCGCAAAAUAUCUCUGCGGGUCAAAGGGAAACCAACAAUGAUUCGUACCUAUUCUCCAUGUUGCAGUACGUGUCUUUUUUUUCUUCUUCUUCUUCUUUUCUUCCGGUUGUCUUAACAUUUUCCAUCAGAUUUAAGUGUUUGACAUCUGAAAGUUGAUUUAAUUCUCUCAAGUGCAAUUCAGUAUACCACUGCAGAUUUUUAUAGAACCACUCAAAGAUGUGUAGAGGGCCUCUGCUUGUGAGGCACUUAAAGGAUUAUGUGACAAUAAUGUGCGUUUCCCCGGGAGGCAGAGCAAAUUGGCUUACACACACAGCUUGCAAUGCAGUAUAUAUAUUAUUACGCCUGUUGGUUGUUUCGCUCUCCCGUCAGAUCAACUUGAAUCAGUGAAAGGAGGAAUAAAUUCAGCUCUCGGUAGAUAAAUGUUGUGAAAAUGCUUUCUUAUAAGCUUCUGUACGUGAGCCAAAGAGAGAGAGAGAGAGAGAGAGACAGCAGUCCAAACAAGGUGAUAAACAACACUGGUGCCUUCAAACCGACGCAGCCGAUGCCAAAAGGCUCCCAGAGAAAUGUCACUUUCAGGAAACAUGGAGCGCUUUUCAGUGCUGCAGAGGAAAUCUCUCUGUAACGUCACACACUGCACUACACUGGACCGCCACAAGGAGGACUUCUAUCCAAAUAUUAUACAUACAACCAAGCCUUAAUAGCUCUUUUUUCCACUUGGUAUAUUUUUGCAUUACCGGUGCACAUCGUUGUCAUAUCAUGUUCAUUUUUACAAAUGCAGCACACAUCAUAUUCUAGUAGAAUAAUUCCACUCUGCAUCUCAAAGGUAAUCAGUCAUGUGGUUUCCUCUCAUGCAGCAGCUCUGUUGUCCGUCUUCACUUUGAUGACCACGUGCAACGUGCUAAGAGACGUGUUAAGGCAAAGAUGGAGUACAGUUUGCAUUGGGAGUUUGAGUAUGUGAUAAGUUAAUUAUUUGUCAUCUAUAUCUCAGACGUCACUGCCCAAGCAUUUCUGAAAAGUUUUUCCAGUGUAUUUUUCCAUAAAUUCAAGGUAUUUAAAUAAAGCAAUGUGAGGAAUGUA